AUGCUGUAUUUAAUACAGGCCGCUUGGGGUCUCGAGUAUCUUCACAUGAAAAAUGUUCUGCACAGAGAUAUUGCUGCAAGAAACUGCCUCUACGGUGAUAACAAGGUCAAAAUUUCUGAUUUCGGUUUGACUCGAGAAGGCACUGUCUAUCAAAUGGAUCCACAUAAGAGAGUUCCCAUACGCUGGCUCGCCCCCGAAACACUCAAAAUGGCCAUCUAUACGCAAAAGACUGAUGUAUUCAGUUACGGCAUAUUGUGCUGGGAAAUAUACAACAACGGAAUUGAGCCUUAUCCUGGCAUGACAGUUGCAGAAGUUAAUCAAAGUGUGAAGGAAGGUUAUCGCAUGGAAUUGCCUUUCUUUGUUCCACCUGAAGUGCAGACACUCAUCAAGGUCCGGUGCUGGUCCGAUAAUCCGAAUGAUCGCUAUACAAUGCCAGAAAUUGCAAAACAUCUCCAACGAACUCUACAGAUUCCACGUCCUGACUUCGCAGCUGUAAGGAUGCUAUUCAAUAUUUUGACUUGUCUUUCUGUUUGUGCAGAAGCAAAAGGUGCAGGUUCGAGUGCCGUCUGA
This is a messenger RNA of Ostertagia ostertagi, 570 nucleotides long. The record is from the annotation of a GenBank genome assembly. Lineage: Eukaryota; Metazoa; Nematoda; Chromadorea; Rhabditida; Trichostrongylidae.